Molecule: messenger RNA, 858 nt
Organism: Mesorhabditis belari
Lineage: Eukaryota; Metazoa; Nematoda; Chromadorea; Rhabditida; Rhabditidae
Source: the annotation of a GenBank genome assembly
AUGGGAAAUCAUGUGGAGGAUGGGUUGAACAAGCUGGCUAGACAUAUUUUGGCAUUGAAUCCGGAUAUGGUUUCGUUACAGGAAGUCCAAAAUGAGACCUGUGCCAAGCAGUUGAAUGAUCUUCUCGGAAAUGAAUGGACAAUGGUUUACGCGAAGAAAGAUUAUCCCGAUGUGGCUCUCGCCACAAAGCAUACUGUAAUCUCCGAGUCAGUUCUGAACACAACAGCUGGCGUUCAUGCAACGAUCGAGUUUCCCGAUGGAUUUCGAGUGAAUUUCUGGGCUUUUCAUGGAUGGUACAAAGCCUACGGUCCUUAUGCUGCUUUCAAUCGUUUAGUCACAAAUAUCUCUCAAAUAAUCGUUGGAGAGAAUGUUCCAUCAAGAAGAAAAACUGGAAGAGCCGGUAAUAUCAAAGAGAUUUUGAAUUGUAAAACGAUGAAAGGAGAUUUGAAAGAAUUGAAAGAGAUACCGAUAGUGAUAGCUGGAGAUUUCAACUCACCGAGUCAUCAGGAUUGGAUUGAGGAGAACAAAGAUCUUCACGGUGGUUGGGUUGUACCUUGGCCUUCAACGAAACAGCUCACCGAUGUCGGAUUUGUUGAUUCAUUCCGAGAGAUUUAUCCCGAUCCCAUAAAGAACCCUGGAUUAACCUGGUCAACAAUGUGCAAACAGAAUAUUGAAUGGGAGUAUUCAUUUCCCGAACCACAAGACCGCGUCGAUUUCAUCUUUUAUAAGGGAUUUGUGCGACCAAUGAGAUCUGAGCUCUACUCGGGAGCCGAACCAAUUAAAAUAAUGCCCAAUCAGAAAACAAAUGAUUAUCCAUCCGAUCAUUAUGCGUUGUUCACCGAUUUUGAGGUUUUACAA